Messenger RNA from Rangifer tarandus platyrhynchus (Svalbard reindeer), 1896 nucleotides. NCBI's taxonomy places the organism in Eukaryota, Metazoa, Chordata, Mammalia, Artiodactyla, Cervidae. The record is from the annotation of a GenBank genome assembly.
AUGGCCGCAGCGGCCGGGGACGGCUCGGUGAAGCCACUGCAAUGCGCCAUGAAGCUGGCCAACGGGGCCAUCGAGCUGGACACCGGCAACCGGCCCCGGGAGGCAUAUACAGAAUACCUGAGGAGCAUCCACUACAUCUCCCAGGUGCUGCUGGAAGAAGUGGAGGCCACUAAAGAAGCUGGGGAAACUGUGACCCCUGAUACCUCAAAGAUGCUGAAGCUGGCAGAGCAGUGUCUGGAGAGGGCCCAGUCAACAGCUGGCAAGCUUGGGAAAACAUGCCUGAGGCCUGUGGCUGCGCCCGGGCCCUCCCCUGCUAGUCGACACCGCCGGGUGUACUCAGAUGAGGGAGGGAAGCUCUCUCCGUUCCUGCCACCUGAGAUCUUCCAGAAGCUUCAGGUCGUGGAGUCACAAAGUUCUAAGAAGGAGCUGACACCCCUGGAAGAGGCCUCCCUGCAGAAUCAGAAGCUGAAGGCUGCUUAUGAGGCCCGGAUGGCCCGGCUAGACCCCAGCCAGGCCAUGCAGAAGACAUCCCUGACCCUGUCCCUGCAGCGCCAGAUGAUGGAGAACCUGGUGAUCGCUAAGGCCCGGGAGGACACACUGCAGAGGAAGAUGGAAGAGCGCCGGCUGCGGCUGCAGGAGGCCGCCAACAAGAGGUUCUGCAGCCAGGUUGCCCUGACCCCUGAGGAGCGGGAGCAGCGGGCCCUCUAUGCCGCCAUCCUGGAGUAUGAGCAAGACCAUGACUGGCCAAAGCACUGGAAGGCCAAGCUCAAGAGGAGCCCAGGGGACCUGUCCCUGGUGACCAGCCUGGUCUCCCACCUGCUCAGCGUUCCCGACCACCCCAUCUCCCAGCUCCUCAAGAAGCUCCAGUGUGCAGUGUACCGAGCGCUGUACCCCAUCGUGAGCAAGGGCACCGCUCCCGGCUGCUGUUCCCUGCCCCCGGAUGCCGAUGGGCUGCUGGCUCCUGGAAGCCGGCGGCUCCGGCCUUCUCAGAGCCUCUACUGCAUGCCUUCCCCCCCAGAGCCCAGCCCAGCCCCAAGGCCCCCAGAUGGCCCUUGUGCCAGCCCACCCCACCCCAGCAGCCCCGCAGGGCCUCCCUCACCCCAGCUGCUGGGCAAGGACAGCUCCUUCGAGGACCUAGAACAGUUCUUGGCUACUCCUGAGAGGAGGGGCUGGGGCCCUGGGGGGCGGCCUGAGCCCCAGACCCCAGGGGUGAGGAAGGAGCCUAUGCUGGAGCAGCUGAAGGGCACGGUGCAGGACAUACACGAUGCCAUCGACAGGCUGCUCUCGCUCACCCUCCUGGCUUUUGAAGGCCUAAACACGGCCGCCUCCAAGGACCGCUGCCUGGCCUGCAUCGAGGAGCCGUUCUUCUCCCCACUGUGGCCCCUGCUGCUGGCCGUCUAUAGGAGCGUUCACCGCCUGCGGGAGGCGGCCUUGAGCCGGAGCAUGGAGCUGUAUAGGAAUGCGCCCCCGGCGGCCAUCGGCGUCCCCACCAGGCUCCUCCCGCAGGACCCCGAGGCCGCGGGAGCAGCCCCCUACCCCUACUGCGCCGCAGCCCAGGAGCUGGGGCUGCUGGUUCUGGAGAGCUGCCCCCAGAAGAAGCUGGAGUGCAUUGUUCGGGCCCUGCGGGUCAUCUGCGCCUGUGCGGAGGAUUACUACCGGGCCCGGGAGGCUGCACUGCAGCCUGGCAUCGCCGCUAUUGGUGCUGAUGACCUGCUGCCCAUCCUGUCCUUUGUGGCGCUGAAGAGUGGCCUCCCUCAGUUGGUGUCGGAGUGUGCAGCCCUGGAGGAGUUCAUCCAUGAGAGGUACCUGAUAGGAGAGGAGGGCUACUGCCUGACAUCCCUGCAGAGCGCCCUGAGCUACGUGGAGCUGCUGCCCCGGCGGGCCCUGGGCAAGUAG